AUGCUCCGGUGUUUGCAGAUUAGCCUGCCGAAGAAUUGCACUGCAAACACCCAGACCAAGGGCUACGAGCUGCAGUCCUGCAAACUCCCCUGCGACGUGAAAGGGCCAACCAGAUUCUUUUUGGGCACUGGAGCUGAGAUCAAAAUAUCCUUCAAGACCAAGCCCACCCUGGUGGUCAUUGGAGGCUCCCAGAACCUUCACUUCCUGAAUGAUGAGAUCCCAGACAUGACAAUUCUGAAGGCACCGGCGCCACCAAACCCCAUCGUGGACUACGGCUUCACAGGAUUCAACUUUGCUCCGCAGCAGAAGUACUACAACAUGUUCAAGGACGGGGUCCUUGCAAAGCUUGCGAUCUAUGCCUUUGACACAUCAGCAUCCCCCGGCAAAUCAGCCGUCAAGGGUCUGGCCACGUACAAAUCAGCCGCCUGCCGCAUGUUCCUGUACGUGCAGAUGACCAGCCAGCCAGCCAAUGAGACUGUGGGACCGGGCCAUCUCUUUGUGGCUGCCAAGGGAGCCAACACCUCUGAACUUGCCGCCCGCAGGAGGCUGCUGAGCAAGGUGCUGCCCCCCAGCCUGGUUGGGGGCCUGCUGCUGAUCAUCUGCGCAACAGGCUGCCUGCUCGGCAAGUGCGCACAGCGGAAGCGGCACAGUGCAUAUGGCGGUGCAUCAUCAUGCUGA
This is a messenger RNA of Coccomyxa subellipsoidea C-169, 678 nucleotides long. RefSeq lists its product as hypothetical. The record is from RefSeq and is a predicted model, not a curated record. NCBI's taxonomy places the organism in Eukaryota, Viridiplantae, Chlorophyta, Trebouxiophyceae, Coccomyxaceae. The transcript has 5 exons. The coding region runs from base 1 to 678 and encodes 225 amino acids.